GCAACCGACCAUUUAGUCGCAACAUUAUUCGUCGAUCCAGUCGGUUGUGUUUUCAGUAUUGCUCCUUGCGGGUUCCCGGCCGAGAGAAGAAAAAAAAAGCAAGUUCUGAAGAUAAAGUGGUGUUGGUGAUUAAGAAGCUUUCAACACUACAGCAAAGAAAAAGAUUUUCGUACUUGCUUUUUUCUAAGACAGUAAAAAGCACUACAACACAAUGGCCGAGAAACCAAAGCGUCCUCUGUCCGCCUAUAUGCUGUGGUUAAACUCUGCCCGCGAACAGAUCAAGAAGGAGAACCCCGGAAUCAAGGUGACCGAAAUCGCCAAAAAAGGUGGUGAGCUAUGGAGAGGCAUGAAGGACAAGACCGAAUGGGAGAACAAGGCUGCCAAAAUGAAGGACGAAUACAACAAAGCCGUUCAGGAAUUCGAGCGAAAUGGUGGCAGCAAGGAUGCUGGCAAGAAGAAGAGCAAGGGUGCCAAGAAGGCCCCCAAGAAGAGCAAAAAGAAGGACUCCGACGAUGACGAUGAUGAGUCUGGAGAAGAGAGCGACUGAACUAAUCAAUCUUUAAAGUAAACAAAAACUGACAACAAAAAAGCCGUAAAAAUUACAAAAAAAAUUAUUUUUAAUUUAUUGUAUAAAUGUUCGGGGCCUUACUUCUCAACAGCAGAAUCAGGACUAGCAACAGACGCCAAAUCAUCAUUAUCAGAAAGCGAAAUCAUAGUCUAGACAGCAUCAUUAAGAUACAAACUACACAGCAAAGCACGAUGCAAAUGAAAAACAAAGUGAACGAUUUAAAUUGUUUGUAUCCGCAAACCACCUUCGGGAAAGGUGGUUAGUCUCUCCGAAAACCGAUUCGGAUUGACGAAACUAGAUUGCGAGAACGUUUUUUCGUCUCACUUUUCCAAAACCGACAAAAUUAAUAGCAAUUGGCAGUGAACUCCGGACGUUUGUUAUUUUCUUUCUACAAAACAUUUUACAUGAUAACAGAAAACACACGUACAUCCCCUUUAUUUUUUUAAGGAAGGCCAUGUAAUAUUAACGCAGGAGAACUAAGAAAAAUUUUAAAACACAAAAAAAAACAACCAUAAAAACGAAAACAUACUUUUAAGUUAAUUAAAUGUGUAUGAAACAAAAAAAUUAAAAAAAUGUAAUCUUAGGAGAAGGAAAACCGUAAGACAUAAGUGUACUCACAGCAAAUUACACAAAGCAAAGCGUAACUAUACUUAGAAAAAAAUGGAAAUUUUCCUGUAGCAACCAGUAAUUUUCUACAGUAGAAAACCUUACAACAAAAAUAAACGCUAAACAGAGUUUGUUUUAAAACAUGAAUAUUUCUUCUCGUUUUUGUUUUCUCUCUCGAUCGUGUCGGUUGAUUAUAGAAGAGUAUGAUAAGAUAUAAAAGAAAAGUAUUGAAGAAUAAUCACAAUGAACGCGUAAAUAGCUACCCAGACAUAACACACACGCCCACACGUGGAUGGUUUUCUCUCUCGAUUUGUGGUAUUUUGUAGUAGCAAGUGGUUUUUUAUUUUUCGUUUGUUUGAAAAAUCUUACUAUUAGUCUUGAUUUCGUGUGCCUAUACGCCUGUGAAGGCAGUAGGACACACGUCUGGAUGUGACAACCCACACACACACACACAGUUGGAGUUAGUUUAAAUAAAAAACUAAGAUUGUAAAAAUUA
Messenger RNA from Wyeomyia smithii (pitcher-plant mosquito), 1670 nucleotides. Its product is annotated as mobility group protein 1A-like. The record is from RefSeq and is a predicted model, not a curated record. Lineage: Eukaryota; Metazoa; Arthropoda; Insecta; Diptera; Culicidae. The transcript has 3 exons. Gene Ontology annotation, molecular function: transcription cis-regulatory region binding. Bases 212 to 547 code for a protein of 111 amino acids.